Molecule: messenger RNA, 1536 nt
Organism: Symbiodinium necroappetens
Lineage: Eukaryota; Dinophyceae; Suessiales; Symbiodiniaceae
Source: the annotation of a GenBank genome assembly
AUGGAAGCACAUGGUCGUGCUGAGCCGCGGCGACGACGCCCGCGUUCACCUGGCGAGUGCAGCGUUACAAGCUCCUCGUGGACAGACUGCGCACGCGAAAGUCUGCGAAGCAGUUACUCGCAGGGGGCAUUGCGAGAGGGCUUGCCUCACCUUUCUGCACAUCGGCAUGAUCGAGCAACUCGUCACAGGCAUUCGUCUGUAGAGCGCAUCCCAUGCUGGCCCGUCUGCCAGACGUGGACUCAUCACAGGGCCACUCCUCCUUGGGACUGGCGGCGCCCAGCAGCUGGGCAGUCCACCUUCGAGCACGACAGGCCUGGCACUGCCAGGAACUUCCUGGUAACCGGCGGAUUCACGGGCACGUGGCGUGAUGGGUUCCCCGGUUUGACGAUGGAUCGCUUCUAUCGAAGCAGCAACUUCACCAGGAAUAACUACUUCGACACUGGCCGCCAGAGUCAUGGACCCAACUUGCGGCACAUGGGCGCCAUAUCGCCAAAUCAAGUCGCCCGCGAAGGAGACGUUUACCCAUCGGCCGUACGCCAGCUCAAGGCAGAACUGCUGCGCAUGCUGCCCGGAGCCCGGCAGGGGCGACUGGAUGCACGGAUCCAUCAAACCAUUCUGCAGCGUGGGGACCCUCUGGUCAUCAGACAGCGCAUCGAGUGCGGUCCCUGGGUGCGACAGUUGACGGAGAGGUUUGUUUACCUCUACUUCACACUCGGUGCCGUCGCCAUCAAUCCGCGCUUCUUCAUGGAACGUUUACUACCACGACCUACCGAGGUAUUGGCGGGUUGGCUUCUAUUUGCCACUCUGAGGCCAGCAUGGUCGCAGCUGGCAAUCCCAGAUGACAUGGAAUGCCAGAGAGGCCCACAUGCUGCUGUGUGGCAAUCCGUGAAGAAAUCAUUCCGCGCCUUGCUCGAGGAGACUCCAGGUGCUGUGUUCAAUCCGAUUCCCGCCGAGAGAGUGAAAGACACGGUAGACAAGGGCAUCGCCCAAGUCAAGGCCGCCGGUGGCUUCGACAACCUUUCUGCCAACGAGUGCGGCCCAGGAAAGAUUGCCAUACAGCUUCUUUCAGUCUGCCUCAUCUCGGAUCCCAUGGGCGUGGCUCAGACAGUGCAGACAGCCGGAGAGGCCUUCGCCUCGCCUUUGCUCACGGUCCUUUUGGACAUUCCUUGGGUUGCCACGGCACUCUCAGGGUGGCCCAUCUUCGGCAUCAUGGCGCAGCUGAGCCUUCGCAAGGCAGAGCUCCUGAAGGACUUGGUGAGCCAGGACAGCAUUGAUGGUCUGGAAAACAAGGUCAGUGCGGCUUACUUCAAGUCUAUGCGAGCUGCCAUGGCCUCUAACGACCUCGCUGCCAUGGCCGAUGCAACCCUGAAGUAUUUGGAGGAUCCCACGCCAGGUGAGACCGACGUCCUUGCAGCGUUGACAGCACUGGCCACCCAGGUGAGCGCAUGGGGGACUGGGCUUGUCAAAUCGCCUUUUGACAUUGCUCAGGCUAUUGCUGCACCGGUGUUGUACUUGUCGAAUCUUGUCGACAUAUGA